Molecule: messenger RNA, 2178 nt
Organism: Rangifer tarandus platyrhynchus (Svalbard reindeer)
Lineage: Eukaryota; Metazoa; Chordata; Mammalia; Artiodactyla; Cervidae
Source: the annotation of a GenBank genome assembly
AUGGCGAUGGCGAUGUCAGACAGUGGGGCGAGCCGGCUGCGGCGGCAGCUCGAGUCGGGCGGCUUCGAGGCGCGGCUGUACGUGAAGCAGCUCUCGCAGCAGUCGGACGGGGACCGGGACUUGCAGGAGCACCGACAGCGCAUCCAGGCGCUGGCGGAGGAGACGGCGCAGAACCUGAAGCGCAACGUCUACCAGAACUACCGGCAGUUCAUAGAGACGGCCCGUGAGAUCUCCUACCUGGAGAGCGAGAUGUAUCAGCUCAGCCACCUGCUGACGGAGCAAAAGAGCAGCCUGGAGAGCAUCCCGCUUACCCUGCUGCCGGCUGCCGCUGCCGCGGGCGCCGCCGCCACCUCUGGAGGGGAGGAGGGAGGAGGUGGCGCGGGGGGCCGCGACCACCUCCGGGGCCAGACCGGCUUUUUCCCCAGCCCCGGGGGCGUCUCCCGGGACGGUUCUGGGCCAGGCGAGGAAGGAAAGCAGCGAACCCUCACCACCCUGCUUGAGAAGGUGGAAGGCUGCAGGCACCUGCUGGAGACUCCGGGACAGUACCUAGUGUACAAUGGUGACCUGGUGGAAUACGAGGCGGACCACAUGGCCCAGCUGCAGCGAGUGCACGGCUUUCUCAUGAACGACUGUUUGCUGGUGGCCACCUGGCUGCCACAGCGGCGGGGGAUGUAUCGCUAUAACGCCCUCUAUGCCCUGGAUGGUUUGGCUGUGGUCAAUGUCAAAGACAACCCGCCCAUGAAGGACAUGUUCAAGCUGUUGAUGUUUCCCGAGAGCCGCAUUUUUCAGGCGGAAAAUGCAAAGAUCAAACGGGAGUGGCUGGAAGUGCUGGAGGAAACCAAGAGGGCCCUCAGUGAAAAAAGACGCAGGGAACAGGAGGAGGCAGCGGCCCCUCGAGGGCCGCCCCAAGUGACCCCCAAGGCCAGUAACCCGUUUGAGGACGAAGACGACGACGCACCAACUGUUCCCGAGAUAGAAGAAGAGAAGGUGGACCUCUCAAUGGAAUGGAUCCAAGAAUUGCCUGAAGACCUGGAUGUCUGUAUUGCCCAGAGGGACUUUGAAGGUGCCGUUGACCUGCUGGAUAAAUUGAACCAUUACCUAGAAGACAAGCCCAGCCCACCUCCCGUCAAAGAACUGAGGGCGAGAGUGGAUGAGCGUGUCCGCCAGCUCACCGAGGUGCUAGUUUUUGAACUCUCCCCGGAUCGGUCCCUGAGAGGUGGUCCCAAGGCGACGCGCAGGGCAGUUUCUCAGCUAAUCCGACUUGGCCAGUGCACGAAGGCUUGUGAGCUGUUUUUGAGAAACAGGGCGGCAGCUGUGCACACUGCAAUACGCCAGCUUCGCAUUGAAGGGGCCACCUUACUCUACAUUCAUAAGCUGUGCCACGUUUUCUUUACCAGCCUUCUGGAGACUGCCAGGGAAUUUGAGACCGACUUUGCAGGCACCGACAGUGGCUGCUACUCUGCCUUUGUGGUCUGGGCGAGGUCAGCCAUGGGCAUGUUCGUGGAUGCUUUCAGCAAGCAGGUGUUCGAUAGUAAGGAGAGCCUCUCCACAGCGGCUGAGUGCGUCAAAGUGGCGAAGGAGCACUGUCAGCAACUGGGCGACAUCGGACUCGACCUCACCUUCAUCAUCCAUGCCCUUCUGGUGAAAGACAUCCAAGGAGCCUUGCAUAGUUACAAAGAAAUCAUCAUCGAAGCCACUAAGCAUCGCAACUCCGAGGAGAUGUGGAGGAGGAUGAACUUGAUGACUCCAGAGGCCCUGGGGAAACUCAAAGAGGAAAUGAAGAGCUGUGGGGUGAGUAACUUUGAGCAAUACACGGGGGAUGACUGCUGGGUGAACCUGAGUUACACGGUGGUCGCGUUCACCAAGCAGACCAUGGGCUUCUUAGAAGAGGCACUGAAGCUGUAUUUCCCAGAGCUGCACAUGGUGCUUUUGGAGAGCCUGGUGGAGAUCAUUCUGGUUGCUGUCCAGCAUGUGGAUUACAGCCUUCGGUGUGAGCAAGAUCCAGAGAAGAAAGCUUUUAUCAGACAGAACGCAUCCUUUCUGUAUGAAACAGUCCUCCCUGUGGUGGAAAAAAGGUUUGAGGAGGGUGUGGGGAAACCUGCCAAGCAACUCCAGGACCUGAGAAAUGCCUCCAGACUGAUUCGCGUGAAUCCCGAAAGUACAACAUCAGUGGUCUGA